GGUCAAUUUCGGGUAUGGGCCAAUGCGGGGCGGGUCGACGCGGGUUUGCGGGGCAUUCGAGACCCGCGUGUCUUCUUCACCAGAGACGUUUGGUGUUCUGCUAACCGACGAAAAAGGUGAGAAAUGGCGACUGUGGAGGCAAUUCUGAACCUUCUCUUCCACUCGUCGACUAAGGUCACCACUGAGCCUUAUCUUCAUCACCUCUUCCUCGAUCUACCACCAUCUACCAUCUAUACAGAUGUGCUGAGAAGCUUUACUACAAAAUUAGACACACAUGAACCACCACCACACGAGUCAAGCAACAACAAAGAAAUGAGGACAGCAUUUUCACUACCCGCGGGCCGGACCGCAAAGUCCUAUAUAGCAAGCGGGGCGGGUUUGGGUAGAGGUUUGGGAACCGCGGGUUACGGCGGGCUGACCCGCAAAGAUCCGCCAGAGAUAGAGACCGCAGCGGGGCGGGCCACGGCGGGGCGGGUUGUCCCAAUUGCCAUUCCUACUUUUCCCCUUUUUAUAACUUAAACUAGUGGUAUUCCGGCGCUGCGCGCCGGGUUCGUAUAUUUUAUUCUCUAAUGAUUUUGAAAUUAUUUUUAGGUUCCAUUUGAUAGUUGUUGUGAUGCAGUAUAUUAUUUUGUUUCGAAA
Messenger RNA from Brassica rapa (field mustard), 639 nucleotides. RefSeq lists its product as uncharacterized. Lineage: Eukaryota; Viridiplantae; Streptophyta; Magnoliopsida; Brassicales; Brassicaceae. The record is from RefSeq and is a predicted model, not a curated record.